This is a messenger RNA of Owenia fusiformis, 1086 nucleotides long. The record is from the annotation of a GenBank genome assembly. Lineage: Eukaryota; Metazoa; Annelida; Polychaeta; Sabellida; Oweniidae.
GAGUCAUUUUUCAUUGAAACCUGAAAGUACCCUUUGCAUUUGUUUGACUUCACUUCUUCUUAAAAGAGAGCUUCGUCUUCUGUAGUUUAACUAGACUCUGCACGCAGGGUAACCUGAAAGAUAACUGGACGCCAAAUGCAUCUAGUAUCAUCAGCUAUGAGAUUGUUGUUGCUAUUAGUAACAAGCCUGGUUGUUACAUCCAUGGCGGAGCAACUCUUCUUUAAACCUGUUCAAAGGGUUUCUGAACGAGUUCAUAAUGAGGUUACUGUGAUGUUAGCUGAUUCAAUAGAAUCCAAGGAUGUCAUAUGUGGUGAUGGUACAUCCCAAUGUCUAAGUGGUAACACAUGUUGUAGACUGUCAUCUGGACAAUAUGGCUGCUGCCCAUUGCCAAAUGCUGUUUGUUGCUCUGAUGGAGUCCACUGUUGUCCCUCGGGAUAUAGCUGUAAUGCAGGUACAGGAGAAUGUUACCGUGGCAACAGUUUUACACAGUGGUUCACUAAAAUUGAAGCUCGGCCAGUUGAAUCCAAGGGUGUGAUAUGUGAUGAUGGUACACACCAUUGUCCUGAUGGUAACACAUGUUGUAGACUGUCAUCUGGACAAUAUGGCUGCUGCCCAUUGCCAAAUGCUGUUUGUUGCUCUGAUGGAGUCCACUGUUGUCCCUCGGGAUAUAGCUGUAAUUCAGGUACAGGAGAAUGUUACCGUGGCAACAGUGUUAUACAAUGGUUCACUAAAACUGAAGCUCGACCAGUUGAAUCCAAGGGUGUGAUAUGUGAUGAUGGUACACACCAUUGUCCUGAUGGUAACACAUGUUGUAGACUGUCAUCUGGACAAUAUGGCUGCUGCCCAUUGCCAAAUGCUGUUUGUUGCUCUGAUGGAGUCCACUGUUGUCCCUCGGAAUAUAGCUGUAAUGCAGGUACAGGAGAAUGUUACCGUGGCAACAGUGUUAUACAAUGGUUCACUAAAACUGAAGCUCGACCAGUUGAAUCCAAGGGUGUGAUAUGUGAUGAUGGUACACACCAUUGUCCUGAUGGUAACACAUGUUGUAGACUGUCAUCUGGAGAAUAUGGCUGCUGCCCAUUGCCAAAU